Malassezia vespertilionis is the source of this 2079-nucleotide messenger RNA. It is a transcript of the gene PPH3, whose product is annotated as protein-serine/threonine phosphatase. The coding region runs from base 1 to 2079 and encodes 692 amino acids. Gene Ontology annotation, cellular component: nucleus; cytoplasm. The transcript is spliced from 10 exons. The record is from RefSeq and is a predicted model, not a curated record. Gene Ontology annotation, biological process: peptidyl-serine dephosphorylation; double-strand break repair via homologous recombination. Gene Ontology annotation, molecular function: protein serine/threonine phosphatase activity; phosphatidylinositol binding; ubiquitin binding. NCBI's taxonomy places the organism in Eukaryota, Fungi, Basidiomycota, Malasseziomycetes, Malasseziales, Malasseziaceae.
AUGCAGACCAAUUUGGACCACUACGACGCGCAAGUAAAAGACCUAUGUGCAAAAGCGCGUGAUCUCCUUGUAGAAGAGUCGAAUAUCCAGCGCAUCGACUCGCCUGUAACGAUUUGCGGUGAUAUACACGGGCAGUUUCACGAUCUGCUUGAGCUUUUUCGCGUGGGGGGAAUGUGCCCAGAGACAAACUACUUGUUUCUAGGCGACUUUGUCGAUCGUGGGAUGUAUUCCGUGGAAACGUUUCUUCUUCUGCUUACUUUGAAAGUGCGCUAUCCUGAUAGGAUUACGCUGAUUCGGGGCAAUCAUGAGUCACGGCAAAUUACGCAAGUAUACGGGUUCUACGACGAAUGUUUCCGCAAGUACGGGAAUGCGAACGUUUGGCGAUACUGUUGCGAUGUAUUUGACUACCUCUCUCUCAGUGCAGUUGUCGAUGGUCGCGUUUUUUGUGUGCACGGUGGCUUGAGUCCCAAUAUUUUGACGCUCGACCAGAUUCGCACGAUUGACCGUAAUCAGGAAGUACCGCACGACGGUGCCAUGUGCGAUUUGCUAUGGUCAGAUCCGGACGAUAUCCACGGAUGGGGCGUAUCUCCUCGCGGUGCAGGCUUCCUCUUUGGCGACGACGUUGUAAAAAACUUUGUGCACAACAAUGGCCUUGACUUUAUCGCCCGUGCGCAUCAGCUUAUAUUGGAAGGCUACAAGCAAAUGUUUGAUGCAGCCGUUGUUACCGUAUGGAGCGCACCGAACUAUUGCUAUCGCUGUGGCAACAUUGCAAGCAUCCUCCAACUGGACGACGCAUUGAAUCAGAAAUACGCUACUUUUGAAGCUGCUCCACACCCUGCACACAUGCCGUUCCAAGAAGCGAAACGUACGGUACAAGGAUCGCCGAUUGCGACCGCGAUUGCUGAUCUGACAACGGACAAAUAUGUGGAAAACUCGCAUGAAGGUAUCGAUGCAUUGAAUGCAUACAUCAAGGAAAGUCCGGACGGUGUGGAAGAAGCGAUUUUUGCGUUGAAUCGUGCGUUGGAUGAUCCGAACGUGUACAGGCAGCUGCGCGCGCUUUCUUGCCUCACACAGAUCCUCGAGCAACUCGUAAGAGGUGGCUGUCGCGCAUUUCAGCUUCGUUUCCCCGAAGACGACCUUGUCAAUCGCUUGAAAGAGAUUGCCAAAAGCCGCUCUUCUGACCCUGGCGUGUCGCUGAAGAUGAUGGAUAUUUUUCGCUCUUGGCGUAAGCAGUUUUUGCAUGAUCCGCAGAUGGUCUACGUGUGCAGUCUGUACGCACAAUGUGGUGGUGUCGAUCAAGUGCCCAAGGUUGCAACAAUUGGCCGUGGCGAGUACGUGCCCGACCUUCUUUCGCCAUCUUUCACAUCGCCGCUUGUGACCGUGGGUGACCACAUGUCUGCUCAAACUAGUGUGGAUGGUUCGAUCGGCGUUGCGCGGAAAGAGGCGGAUGCGCUCCUGCAAGCGAUGCUUGCGGCACAGGCAAGGUUUGAGGAUAUUCUCGAUGACGAGGCCGUGCACAAGCAUGUGAGUAACGUGCUGGAUGUGCAAAAGUCGAUUGUCAAGUUCAUUCACACCGUUUCGGAUGAGGAGUACCUCACGAUGCUCGUAGACGCUAACGACCGCAUUGUCGACGUUCUCCAGCGCCUGCAAAUGGGCGGGGCUGGUGCAGAGGUACCAAGUGGACCACUUGGUGUGCAACUCGCUGCGAAGGAGGCUGUUAUUACGCAAGCAGCGCGACGUCUUUCGCUGACAGACGUGGAUGCCAUCGCUAUGCCCGCUGGAAACUCGUCGCGCAACGCCGCACGGAGCGAGCUUUCGCGCAAGGUUGACACAUCGCUGGUGCUUCACUCUGGUUUUACUACUGCGGCGCCCUCGCGCAAUCCAGGCUUUGAGGACUACACUAUCAAAGAAACUGGUCGGGACGCGGUCGACUACGAAGUUGCUGCGCGGAACACGCGAGCCAUGGAAGGCACCUAUGUAGAGGAAGCUAUCGCGCCGGAUGCUGCGGCGCCGGAUGCUCCCGCGCCGGCUAUUCGUGGCGCUGCACCGCCUAUCCUCGGCACGAGUCUUUAUUCGUAG